Molecule: messenger RNA, 849 nt
Organism: Centropristis striata (black sea bass)
Lineage: Eukaryota; Metazoa; Chordata; Actinopteri; Perciformes; Serranidae
Product: cytochrome c oxidase assembly factor 8
Exons: 5
Coding region: 184-798 (204 amino acids)
Biological process (GO): intrinsic apoptotic signaling pathway
Cellular component (GO): mitochondrion
Source: RefSeq, a predicted model, not a curated record
UUCGAGCGCACCUUUUCCUGUUGUGAGUCAUGUGACCAAACGGCUGGAUGUUCCCGCAGAAGGACACCGACGUGAUCUUUUACGAAGCAAACUGUCGGAUAAUGUGCACAUUAAUGUCCGCUGUGCUGUAACGGUGACUUAUGCAUCUUUAAACUAUCAGCAGCUUAGUUUCGGUUAAUUAGAAUGUCGGUUAAAUCAGCAGCGGGUUGUUUAACACGGACGGUUUUCUGUCCGUUCACCCUCCACACUCCACGCACUUUAUCAGCGCUCAAUAUGCGGCAAUGCAGCUCCAAACUGGCAACCCAGCAGGACAAAACACCAAAGAGAUCCGCCAUCAGACCAGCAGCCAGUUCUACACACGACUGGAUCGGUCCUCCGAACCUUCUGUCCAACCUGCGGCCCAUCGUUUACCGCAUCCCCGAGAACGAGUCGGAGCUGGAGAAACGGCUGAGACACCUGAGGCAGGAGACCGAGGACUGGAACCACACCUUCUGGACCAAGCAGAACAUCAGCUUCAGCAAGGAGAAAGAGGAUUACAUCGUUUCACAACUGAAAGCCAAAGGUUUGACGGUGCGUGAUGAGCAAGGACGCCGGCGCUCCCUCAACAGUGAAGAGAUGGCCGUGUUUUACAAAAGCUUCCUGGACACGAACAGAAUAAGACAUGCAAAUUAUAACAAGGAAUGGUACCGACGUAACUUCACCAUAACUUUGCUCAUGGCCCAAGUCGCCCUGAGGAACAUGUGGAGGACUGUUAGUGAAAGAUACAGCAGCAAGAAAAACAGCUCUCCUCCCACCUGAUAGAUGGAUAAAUAAAUAUUUAAACAUACCCCUGUCUUUAUUUUGACUUAA